AUGAGAGAUGAAUGUACGUACAAUGAAAUAAUACCACUACGAAAGCGUGCUCCUUCGAUUGUAUUGUAUAGAGCAUACAAAAUUACAAGGACCAGAUACCAAGUAAACAUGCCGAAAUAUAAGUUAAUUUGUGGCCGUUAUAAUUCGAAUUUUAAUAAUGAGAAAGAACUAGUGGAACAUCUAAACACUUUUAUAGUUGUGCAUUUAGAUCCUAUAAGUGGUAACGUCAAUGUGCAAAUUCCGACGAAUUUCUUUUCAAAGUGUGCUUUGGCACCUGUUAUCGGUGGCAAAAUGGCAGCGAUAACUGAUUAUAACAGAUGA
Molecule: messenger RNA, 321 nt
Organism: Adineta ricciae
Lineage: Eukaryota; Metazoa; Rotifera; Eurotatoria; Adinetida; Adinetidae
Source: the annotation of a GenBank genome assembly